This is a messenger RNA of Frankliniella occidentalis (western flower thrips), 4605 nucleotides long. RefSeq lists its product as uncharacterized. The coding region runs from base 95 to 4462 and encodes 1455 amino acids. The transcript is spliced from 3 exons. Lineage: Eukaryota; Metazoa; Arthropoda; Insecta; Thysanoptera; Thripidae. Gene Ontology annotation, molecular function: protein binding. The record is from RefSeq and is a predicted model, not a curated record.
CCAAAGUCGCAGACGAGCAAACGUAUUGGAGUCAUUCACAUCGACUGCGUGCAGAGGAAGGUCCUGGUGCGGUGCCUCUGGAUACAGGAGCAGGAUGGGGGACGGCGCCCCGUCCCUUGCAGGGAUGCCCGAGGAGGUGCGCGAGCGGGUGGCGCCGGGGACGCUGGCCAGCGCGCUGCUGCUCGCGAUGCGGCGGGGGGAAGGGGAGCAUUUAGGCGAGAUGUGUGUCUCAGCGGCCGGCGCGGUGGGCGGGCUUGCCCUGGAGGACGGCCUGGACGAGGCCUGGCGCACGGCCUGUGCGCUCAACCUGCCGCUGAGCGAGGACAUGAAGCGAUUUGUGAUGUCCAACCUCCUCUCACUCCGCUACGGCCUCUCCCGGGCGGACCCGACGAGCGACGUCCCCCCAGCCCCGGACGCCUUGGUCCGCUGGCACGAGCUGUGGGGCCGCGUAGACUUCAUGCUGGAGUACUCGCGGCGCCUCCAGGACGAGCUGGAGCGGCUGCAGGGCCGCGAACGGGCGCCGGGCAGCGCGGACCACAGCGUGAUGCUGGCCAGGGUGUGCGCUCUGGCCCUGCACAGCGUCAAAGCGGCCUUCCUGGCGACGUACGACAAGGUGCCGUGGGAGGAGAUGGAGUACCUCCUCGUCAUGUUCAUCGAGGGGUGCACAAUUUAUCCAACCCUGGCCCACCUGGUGGCCACCGCCCCGAGCACUGCGGCCCACCUGCGGUGCUUCAGGGAGCGGCUGGAGAAGUACGUGCUGGUGCACCGCGCCGAGCCCGACCAGGAGGCGGCCAUGAGGAGGCUGAAGAAGGAGCCGCGGAAGGAGAGGGCUGCCCUCCUCGGCGCGGUGGUGGACAGCGCCCUCACAGACCUCAGAAAGGACUUCGCGCUGCUGAGGGACUGGCACUCGCUGAAGGAGAUCAACCAGACCCUGGGCGUCACUUGCGAGGCACUCCUCAGUCUGGAGGACGACGCCUGGUCGGCUUGGGGCUGGCUGGGUCUGCGCUGGGCGCUGUUCGUGGUGGGGGAGAGGGUGAAGUACUCCUGGCUGUCGCCGAACCUGUCCCCCCGCUGGGCCGUCCUCGUGGAGGCCAUGGCGCCCGGCGGCGUCCUGAAGGUAAUGUCUACCGUCCGGGACGACCAGGAGCACGGGGAGGACGGCUCCAACGCCAAGACACUGGCCUUGUCGAAGAUGAAGCAAUCAGAGCGCAAGAAGCUGGCUGAGGAGUUGGAGAAACUGAGGAACGCGGCGUUUGUAGCUUCAUGUGUCGCGGGAAGCGAGAUGGGGGACAACGCCGAAUGUGGCUGGUUUGAGACAUGUAGAGGGAACUUAGCCAAGGAUAGCAAUGCUAACUGCUCGGAAAACUUAAUUAUUGACGAAGUGAUUAAAUUGUUAAAACCUGCAAAACGUUUAGCGAAAGAGAAAUUUCAAAACAUUGUCAGCUUUUCUCUAAAACUGAAGAAUUUUUUAAAAUUAUUUCAAAAAGAAAACACAUUCCUUACAACGUUUUUACGUGUCAACAUGUUGACUUUGUCACUUCGUUUCUUUGUCCUCGUUGCUGAAUUCGCUUUAGCAUAUGUUCCGCAAAUACUACCUCGUGUCAUGCGUCUCACCGUAUCUAAAAGUACAGAGAGUACAAUAGGAUUUCAGAAUGAUCUUAAUAAAAUCACUCUGCCAACUAAAAGCAGUCACCAGCUGACCAUCAUACGCGAAGUCAUUAAAGCCAUUUCAAAUGUCACGGCUCCACUGGCUGAGUUCGCUUUCCUCGGAGCUUUAAGGGAGCUCGCGUCUCGCUGGCACGAGGACGACAUUGUUGUGCCCACGACCGUUCCCUUCUCUCCCGCCCUUUUCGGACGCCAGCUACGGAAUUACCUGAACCACCUCGAUGAGGUCUUCGCUGUGAACUCAUUUUUAUCACAAACUUCACUGACGCUUCGUCAACUUCACGCAAAAAAGGAGAAUCAAAAUACACGUAUUUCCAAAACUGCAUUUACUAGGUUCAGCUCCCCUUUCGAUCUAGAGAUGCUUCGCUUUCUUCUCUUAGGAGCCUGCUCAGUCAUACCACUGGAGCCCAACGGCGCCAGGCCGCGGCUGCGAGACCUGCGGUGGUCCCGGGCCGAGAACGAGCGGCUGCUGCGCCUCGUGGAGCUGAAGAGCGACAUGUUCCGCUGCGCGAGAGAGGGUGACCUGGGCGAGCUGCAGCGCCUGGUGGAGGAGGACGGCGCCGACGUGAGCGUCAGGGACUGCCAGGACCGCACCCUGCUGCACGCCGCGGCCCAGGGCGGCCAGGUCCACGUGGUGCGGUGGCUGCUGGGGCUGGGCGCCGAGGCCGUGGACCCGCUCGCCAAGGACUGGAGGGAACACACAGCCCUGCACGUGGCUGGGACCGCGGCCGCGGCGGAGGCGCUGCUAGUUACAGUGCAAGACCGACCCUGGCUGCCUGCCAAUGACGCUGUAGUCGAGGGCCGCGCCGAGGUGUUGAGAGUGCUGCUCGGAGACCGUCGCGUCCUGAACGCGGUACUCCAAAGAGGGCAACAUCUCCUACUUCUAGCUGCCAUUGGAGGGCGCGACCAGGUGGUGCGUCUGCUUAUCGAGGCCGGUAUGCAGUACAAGGAGGGCGGCGAGCAGACGGCUCUUUGCGCUGCUGCGCUCUGCGGCAGCGUGCCCACCGUGCGGCUGCUGCUCGGUGCCACUCCUCCACCCUCUGACGGGGACUGCUGGGAGGCCACUCAGGAGGCCGCUUUCCGUGGACACGAGCAAGUCUUCUGCCUUCUGCUAGACGAGCUUCGAGCGCGGGCGCGCAAGUGCAGGUGGCGCGUGCAGUCAUCCCCCCACCUGUCCUUAGCCGUGCUGGGGGCGGCCGCCGGAGGGAACGACGCAAUCUUGCUGAGGCUGCUGAAUCUCUGCCCUGGCGCCGUGAGCUGGAGCAUGGCUGACUCAAAUGAGUCGGUGCUCCACUUCGCUGCAGUUUUUGAUCGCGCCACGAUUACUCGUACUCUCCUAGAACGCGGAGCUGACCCUUUCCUCCAGGUUGACAAUGGUGAAACAGCACUUGACCGGGCAGCAUUCAAUAGUAGCCUGGACACCAUCGACGUCCUGGUCGAGCACAUCCGGAAGCGCGGCGGCGGCUGCGUGAGGGCGGCCCUCGGGCGGGCGCUGUGCGCGGCAGCACAGGGCGGUCAGCUUCAUGCGGUGGAAUGCCUCGUCCGCCACGGCGCGGACAUUGACGCGUUGGUCACAACAGUGACACAUAGUACAACCGACGAGGUUACACCCCUAUCCACGGCUGCUGCAAUGGGCAGCAGCAAGGUGGUGCAGUGGCUGCUGCAACAGGGGGCCGAUCCGCGCCUAGGCAAGGCCCCUGCUCUCCACGCGGCUGCCAUGUGGGGUCAUCUGGGCGUGGUCAAGCUACUCGUGCCGCCGCUGCACGCGGGGGACCAGGCCCAGGACGACCCUCCUGGCUGCGAGGAGCCGUCAGCCCUGAGCGUGGCGGUGCAGGCCGGCUCGCGGAAGGACCUGCAGCGGAUCUUCGAUCGGUUCGUGGAGCACCUCCGGCCCCUCUCCAGCAGGUACACGAGGGAGGACAGGCUCCGGGACAAGGCCGAGGCGGCGGCGGCGCUGAGAAGGAAGGAGAAGGAGGCAGACAAGCGCCUGCGCCUGCUGCAGCAGGUCGACAGUGAUGGCCGCACGGCCCUGCACGCGGCGGCAUUAGUGAGCGCGCUCCCCAUCGUGGAGUACCUGCUGGAGCGGGAGGCGGAGCUCCUGCGCCGGGUCUACUCCAAGCACAAGAACACCGGCGUGCCGCGGCUGGACGGCCUCAGCGUGUACGCGCGGGACGCUAAGGGGCUGACCGCCCUGCAGCACGGCGUUAUGAUGCCCUGCGCGCCGAGCGUAGCCGAGGCGCUGCUCGAGCGGAUGGCGGACGAGAUGUGGCUGGCCCUGGGCCACAAGGACCUGCGGGAGGUGCGCGGCAUGGCCGUGGAGGCCCUGGAGGUCGCCGCUACUCCACCAGAUGGCGGCCCCCUGAUCCGCACGCUCUGCGGGUGGGUCAGCAGUAAAGGGGAGGGCCUGCUGGGCGCGGGCGGGCUGCAGGACAUCCGGCGCAGGGCCGUGGCGGCGCUGGGCUCCGGGCAGGACGAGGAGUGGAGCCGCGUGCUCGUCGUGCUGCUGCUGCUCAGAGAAGUACCCCUGGAGCUGGUGGCUGCCUCAGAGGCGGCGCUGCCGCCCCUGCGCCGAGCCGCCGCCCUGGCGAUGUCCGCCAGCCUGCGGCACGGCGCGCGCGGAGAGAUGGCGGUGCAGCUGUUGUGCCAGUGGCUGUGCGACCUGAGCGAGGACACCGUGCACGAGGACAAGCUGCUGGGGAUGGUCAGCGAGGCGGUGAGAAUCUCCGAGGGGAGCGACCACCGACUGUUCGACCUGUACAGGAGCGUCAUGGCGGACUACUUCCUCACCCGCCGGUGAACGGCUGCGGCGCCGCGGGCCACUCUGUGUACAAAACGCACUAGUGAUUAUACUCUCUCUCAGUCAAUCACCUUUAUCUCUUGUACUGUACCUGUUCUUGUAGUUGGUUUUUGUUUUUUCAAUAAAUGAAUUUCUAUAAACUG